GCUUAAAGUAAAACCUAUGCUCCAAAUUAAGCUCUAGCCUUUUUUUAUUAUCACCAAACAACAAGCUUGCAUAUCUACAUUACAGUUGGUUCUACAGUUAUGAAAGAUCUAACACAGCCCUUCCCACUGGCAGAUAUUAGCCACACAUAAAUGGUUUAUUUCAGUAGGGGGGAAUAUUAAAUGCUGAUGAAUCUGGUUUUCACUUUAUUUUUAUUGACAAUGCUAAUUCUGCAUAUCUGAAUAUGUAAUUCUUGUAAUGGAGUCUGUAAGAAAACCAGAAUAUGCUUCCAAAAAUAAAUUUCAGCCUUCUGCGAGACGGAGCUGCACAAGGAAUGUGUUGAAUGCAUUGGAAAGGGAGGUGAGAAUGUUCGAAAAGGGUUUCCAGCUUUCGCUCUGAGUAAGGAGAAAUUUCAUUGGGAAUAAAAAUAUAAGCAGGAAAACCAAAAUUUAUAGGACAAUAAUCAAAUAAGGGAUCAAUUCAGAAAUUAAAUUGUAGAUAUUGAAAGCAUCACACAAGAAAACCCAACCUGACCCAUUUCUUAUUCUAUAAUCCCUGCUGAAAUCAGUGCUGUUUAUGUAGGUGUUGUACAGACAGGGAUUGUGUUUUAACACCUGCGAGUCUGAAUGUGAGCAGCACAUUUAACAUGACUAUUGUGAGCAAACUGUAUUGUAGAUCAAUGCUUAGCAGGCUUUCCCAGGAAUACCAGUAGUUAUAUGUUAAAUGAAAGAGAGUGAAUUUGGGAUUUCCCCUAUUCUAACGUCAGUUCUAUGAUCUCAGCUGUAUGAAGAAAAAAAAAACUACACACACACAAUGGUGUUUACUGCACGGGAGGUUUCUAUGGUUAAAAUGUCUCCGCUGUAGUUGUGAUGCUGUUCCUGUUGGCACUUGUUUCACACCGGGUGAAUAAUGCAGUAGAUGGAAUAUUAGAUUUUCUAAGAUUCUUUUAUAAUGGAUCAUAUGUCAGCUUGCUUUCUUCUGUCAGUAAAGGUAUCCAAUUGAUUCAAGCCUUGAUAAUCGGGAAGGUCAUUUGUCAUGCAGAAUACACUUGAAUACACAUUUCAUUUGUCUCCUGUGACCUGGUGGGCAGGAGGCACAAGCCUGUUUCAUGCAAAUAGGGUGGAGAUCAACCUCAUCCCCAAACAACAGAAUGGGUGUUGGGCUUGCAAUAUGACACUGGCUUAGUAUUACACCAUGGAAACUUGAGAGCGUCUCUGAUUUAACUGUGGUCUAUGGGAAUUUGUAUUUUAAUCUUUUUAAUGCCAGAAAGAACCCCAAAAGGACUUUUGCUUUCACCACAGAGAAAGCUGCCCAUUGCAUUAGCUCCAUAACCUGAGCUUAAAUUAAAUAUUGAGUCAGUGCAGCACUGCUAGCACAUGUGUCCCUUUUACUGUCUGUUUCAAAAUAUUAUACAAAGUAAUUAUAUAUUGGGUGUUAGAUAAAACCAACAUUUGCCAUAAAUUGUGCUUACUGAUUAUUUACAAGUACAAUUAGUAAGCUCUGUUACGUGAUAUUCUGUCUGUAUGCAUUUACAUUGUCCUUUCUUAUUGGGCUCAGCUGCCAAUGCAUCACCGUUAGAAAUCUUAAUGAAACACUAUAUAGCAUUCCAUCCACAAUGCUAUAACUGUCUGUUUCAUCACUGUAGCUUUCCCUGUUAUGUGGGAUGUGCUCUGAAUGCUGCCUCCUGCUUUGUUGCAGUGCAGAAUAGUGAGGCAUCAUAAAACAGGCUGGCAAUGGGGGAGGCUGUGUCUACUGCAUCUGGAAAUUGGGUCUCUGCAGAUGUUUCAUGAUGUACCAGCCUUACCUAGCUCCUGUUUUUUCUCUUUCUUGCCAGGCAACGUCACACCUCCUGAGGACACCAAAGCAGUCUUUUUUUUUUUUUUGCUGAGCUUAGCAUCUACCAUCUAGCAUAUUAUAUGCUUUAAACAGCAGCAUAUCUGUUUUCAAGACAAACAAUUUAUAGGAUGAAAUAUACCCUGUUUUUGUGUCUUGCAUUUCCUGGAGCACUGGAUCAGCUUUGUCUUGUUACUAAGAAACCUCGAGGUUUGCUUCCGAAGGUGAGAAGCUGUUCACUUCUCAUCACUUCUAGAAACCAUUUACGAUCUUGACUGCACACAUUUCCAGAGAGCUGGAGUGCAAUCCACUGCCAACAGUCAGCCAAAAAUACCAAGCAAAGCUUUAUCUGGCCCCUAGCUAUGACCGUUGCAACUGGAGAUCUGACAGAUGAAGCAUCGGCUUUGCCAGGUCACCCACAGGACAGUUAUGACCCCGAACCAGACCAUGAGUGUUGCGAAAGAGUGGUUAUUAAUAUUUCAGGACUGCGGUUUGAAACUCAGCUGAAAACUUUGUCUCAGUUCCCUGAAACUUUACUAGGGGACCCUAAAAAAAGGAUGAGAUACUUUGAUCCUUUGAGGAAUGAAUAUUUUUUUGACCGAAACAGGCCAAGUUUCGAUGCUAUCUUAUAUUUUUACCAGUCUGGUGGCAGAUUAAGGAGACCUGUGAAUGUGCCCUUGGAUAUAUUUUCAGAAGAAAUCCGGUUCUAUGAACUUGGUGAAGAAGCCAUGGAAAUCUUCCGGGAAGAUGAAGGAUUUAUUAAAGAAGAAGAACGCCCUUUACCAGAGAAUGAAUAUCAAAAACAAGUGUGGCUAUUGUUUGAGUAUCCUGAGAGCUCAGGACCAGCCAGGAUUAUAGCUAUCAUAUCAGUUAUGGUUAUAUUAAUCUCAAUUGUCAGCUUUUGCCUUGAAACUUUGCCAGUUUUCAGAGAUGAAAAUGAAGACAUGCACGGAAGUGGAGUAAAUUACUACUCAUAUCCCAAUAGCACAGUGCGAUAUCAAAAGUCAAAUGUUUUUACGGAUCCUUUCUUUAUUGUGGAGACUCUGUGCAUCAUCUGGUUCUCAUUUGAGUUUCUGGUUCGUUUCUUUGCCUGCCCAAGUAAAGCUGGCUUUUUUACCGACAUCAUGAACAUCAUUGACAUAGUUGCAAUCAUCCCUUACUUUAUUACACUUGGCACAGAGUUGGCAGAAAAACCUGAAGAUGGGCAACAGGGCCAACAAGCAAUGUCUUUAGCGAUUCUUAGAGUUAUUCGACUGGUUAGAGUAUUUAGGAUCUUUAAGCUCUCUAGACAUUCAAAGGGUCUACAAAUCUUGGGGCAGACUCUCAAAGCCAGCAUGAGGGAAUUGGGACUCCUAAUUUUUUUUCUCUUUAUUGGCGUUAUUCUGUUUUCUAGUGCAGUGUUUUUUGCUGAAGCUGACGAGAGAGAUUCUCAGUUUCCCAGCAUCCCAGAUGCCUUCUGGUGGGCUGUAGUUUCCAUGACAACAGUAGGCUAUGGAGACAUGGUCCCUACAACAAUAGGUGGCAAAAUAGUAGGAUCCCUGUGUGCAAUUGCAGGCGUAUUAACCAUUGCCUUACCUGUCCCUGUCAUAGUGUCCAACUUCAAUUACUUCUAUCAUAGAGAGACAGAAGGGGAGGAGCAAGCACAAUAUCUGCAAGUAACCAGCUGUCCAAAGAUCCCUUCAUCCCCUGACCUUCAAAAGAGCAGAAGUGCCUCCACUCUAAGUAAAUCGGACUACAUGGAAAUUCAAGAAGGGGUAAACCAUAGCAAUGAAGAUUUUAGAGAGAAGAACUUAAAAACUGCAAAUUGCACAUUAGGAAACACAAAUUAUGUUAAUAUAACCAAAAUGCUAACUGAUGUUUAAAUUACUUUUUCACCGCAAAUCUGUCUGGGACAGUUUCAGAGUUUGUGUAACGCAAUAAUAUGCUAGGUCUUAUUUCUAGGUGUGCUAAUUCUGCAUGGGAAGCAAUAUCUGUGUAAGUGAUGUCUUACUGCAUUUCUAACUUGACUAUAACUCACAGAAUAUCUAUUGGCAGCAUUACUGCGGUUACAUUGUUUCCCAAAGACAAGCACGUUAGAUGUAAUUUGAGGUCACUGUCAAAAACUCAUGCAGGUUACAACUAAAAUGUGUAAGCUUGAGACUUCACGAGAAAAACAAACAAAAAUUUUUUUGCACUUUAGAAACCUAUGUAAAAAAACCCAGGAAAUUACAUUUCAUGCUUUAAUGUUUAUUCCCUUGGAUACCAAUACUUUAGGUCUUAAAUGAAUGGUAAUGCAAUGGCGAAAUGCCCAGGAGAUACAUAUUUAUAUAUUUCCCCAAGGGGUUUAAUUGCUAUUUAAAAAAAAAGGCCUUCUGAGUUUUCUUGAAUAACAUAUAUUUUUAUGGUAUUUGUAUAUUAAAAUGCUGAUAUUAUUUUUAAAGCAAGAAGGAUUUCUAAGACAGAAAGCUGCUUCACUGCCAUUGCAGUGUGUCUGUGCAGAAAUGUGACACAAUAGCAAUCCUGAAAUCAUAUGGGCUUUGGCAUGCAUACUCAGUAUAUUCAAUACCAUGUAUCUAAAUGCUUUAAGCUGUUUGGUCUGUAGCUAGGCCUGCCACAAUAUCAACAACCAGUCUUAAAUAUAUAAGAGUUUUGAUACAAGAAUGCAUGAAAAAUGAUAGUGGCACAAAAGUCUAAGUAGCCUACAGCAAUGAUUAUAACAUUAAAACCAGGACUAAAUUAAGUGAAAGUGGAAGAAAAAUUAGGAUAUAGGGUUGCACAAAUACGCCGGACCUAUGUAAAAUAAGUGCAUGCAUGCUAUCUGUUCUGACAGCGAUUGUCUAGCAGGUGGAGAAUAUGGGUGUAAUGCCCUGUAAUCAUAAGGCGUCAUGAUCCCUAUUAGAUGGAAAACUACUUUGACUCAUUCCAUUUAUAUUACUUGGGAGGGUUGUAAAUGAUAGCUUAAAUUCCACAGAUCUCUAACAGGUCUUACAGGUUUAGAGAUGUCCUGUUAGUAAUAUUAUUUCUAAAAAUAUCUACUCUGAUUGACAUUCCAUUUAUUAAGCAUUGUAUAUCAAUUAAGAAUGAUGCAUGAAUAGAUAUAUAUAUAUAUAUAUAUAUAUAUUGCAUGCAGGCAAAUAUAGUUAAUCACACUUCUCUUGCACACACAUAUUUUUUUAGCGAAAAAUGAUCAGCUAUCUGUGUAGCUGCAUCCAUGUUUAUAGUCAGGCCCGGACUGGCAAUCUGUGGGUUCUGGCAAAUGCCAGAGGGGCUGCUAUAAGGUGCCAUAGAAAGUCAGCAUUUAGUGGGCUGGUGGAGGCUGUUUGGGCCUCUGCGUGGGCUGAUUGGGCCUCUGUGUACCUGAAAUGCCAGGGCCUAUUUUCAUUCUCAGUCCGGACCUGUUUAUAGUAUUUAUACUCUUUAAAGGUAUUAUUUAGAAAAUUUCCUUAUAGGAAUCAAUAGGUCAAAUCAGGAAAAAGGGACAUACUGAUUGUACAUUUUAAGAGACUUAAGCUAUUUCUGGGUAUAUUUUGCAGCAAGGAAUGUACAUACGUGCAAAGGCACUUAGUCAUGCUUAAAAGUCUAAGUACUGUAUCACUUGCAUUGUACCUAAUAAUACUAAUAUCCUUGUUAUAUGUUUAUGUACAAUAUCCUUGUCUUAUAUAUGCACAGUACAACUGGAUUAAUGCAAAACACAGAAAAGAGUGUUUUAAAAAUACAUUGACAUAUAUAUAUAUAUAUUCCAGGCAUCGUCAACACAAAUAAUGUUAUUUGCCAUGAUAAAGAUGGCAUUUUAUGCAUUGCACAAUGUAUAUAUCUUUAUGUAUGUAUAUAUAUUUGUGUAUACAUUUAUACAUACUGUAUAUGUAUAAAGGUGUACAUGCAGAAAUAUCUGGGAAAAGUCCACAUAAAGAGAACAGUAUCAUUUGGCAACAGAAUUUUAUUAUUAAAAAAAGAAUAUGAACUGCAGUAAUUGGAUGGAUGCUUUUUGAGGAUUAUAUUCUGCAUUAAUGUCAACCAUAUUCUAUAAUAUUUAUAUAUAAUUUUCUUGGUAUAGCACUAUUUGUGCAUUCAGGCUGACGAGAGCCUAUCCUCCAAACUUGCAGUUUUUGAUUUGAUGAAAUGAGGGAGCAGGACACUGAUCUAAUGCUGCAAAGAAGUUAGUUAAGUGAAUCAUCCAGUUAUAGCACAAUGUAUGUACGGUGUAUGGAGUCAGCGGUAAAUGUGAAUAACUAUGUCAAGGCUCUUUUUGUAAAUGAGUGUCUGGUCUGAUGAUUAGCCAAUCACAGAAGCCACACAACUUCAUUUUUUAAAACUUUUUUGUAGAAAGUAGCACAUAAAACAGAAACCAGUUUAGUUAAGAAAAUUGACCAAGAUACAUAAGUUUUUACAACCUUGGUGGCAAUUUUUGGGUUCCUUCAGUGGACUUUAUGUGCACAGCAGCCUUUCACUCAAAGCAUCACACACUUACUAAAUUAUGAGCAUGGGAAGUGAUGCCAUCCCCACUAUGAACAGUCUAGCUGCAGCUUGCACCAGAUUUGUGCCAAAAAGUUCACCCUUUUUUGGUGCAUCAAUUUGUAUUGGAUGAAACUCCCUAUGUGGCUGCAGUGACGUUGGUAUUGUGCAAAACAGCAUUGCAUUGUGGUGAAAGGAAGUCAACCCCAAAAAAUGUUUUGCCUAAUUAAGAAAAACAUAAUUCUAAGCAACUUUGCAAUUUACAUUCAUUACACAUUUUCUAUGGUUUGUAAUUAUUUGUAUAUGUAUUGCUAUUGGAAGCAGCAUUUGUCUGUCCAUUUCUAUUCUCUGGCCUGAUGUCUCAGUAUGUUGAAACAAUUUAAGACAAGGCAGCUGAUUAACAGGCCUGUUUUUACCGGGGGAACUAAGACUUUUGCAACAUUUGUUUAAAAAGUAUAACUAAUGCUACUUUAAAUAGCAAUUGUUUUUACAAAUAACGUUAAAAGCACUUAAAAUAUGUAAUAAAUGUAUAUUGGAAAGUUGCUUAGAACUAUGUUUUCUUUUAUUAGGUAAAUAUUUAUUUUACAGUUGACUGCACUUUAAAACAUGGCGAUUUUGUACUUUUCACACUGCUGUUUUGGUCAUAAACGACUCCUUUUCUACAUAAAUUACCCCUUUUUCUCCUAAUUGAAGUUAGACAGAGUUUCAUUUGUAUGUGGCCAAACAUUGAGGGCCUAUAGGGUCUCUAUGUUGGUCAAUAAUGUCUUUGGGAUGUUGAGCCACUUGAAGGGAUUCCAAUAAGGGAUGCACCGAAUCCACUUGUUGGGAUCCGGCCGAAACCCCAAAUCCUUUGUGAAAGAUUUGGCCAAAUACCGAACUGAAUCCUAAUUUGCAUAUGUCAAUUAGGGGCAGGAAAGGAAAAAGUUGAAGCAUUUCUUCUUUUGUGACGAAAAGUCACCUGAUUUCCCUACCUGCCCCUAAUUUACAUAUGCAAAUUAGGAAUUGGCUUGGUCAAGUACAAGGAUUCAGCCGCAUCUGAAUCCUGCUGAAAAAAGGCAGAAUCCUGGCCAAAUAAAAUAAAUCCUGGAUUCGGUGCAUCCCUAGUUCCAAAUAAAAACAGUUGGCAUACAUUUACAUAGAGGUUUUUUUAACCAUAAAACCAUACCAUAUUUACUUAUUCAUAAGAGUUUAUUGAUGGUACAUGAAGGUUUCCACAUAUGCCAUAGGAUGAGCCAUGCCUUAGAAUAAUCUAGUUUUGAGAUGUUGUACCAUGUUAGCCAUUGAAAAAAUGCAGAAAAUAUAAAGUUUAGUGAUACAUUUUAUUGGC
Molecule: messenger RNA, 7589 nt
Organism: Xenopus laevis (African clawed frog)
Lineage: Eukaryota; Metazoa; Chordata; Amphibia; Anura; Pipidae
Gene: kcna2.S
Product: potassium channel, voltage gated shaker related subfamily A, member 2 S homeolog
Exons: 3
Coding region: 2194-3693 (499 amino acids)
Biological process (GO): monoatomic ion transport; potassium ion transport; potassium ion transmembrane transport
Cellular component (GO): plasma membrane; voltage-gated potassium channel complex; dendrite
Molecular function (GO): monoatomic ion channel activity; delayed rectifier potassium channel activity; voltage-gated potassium channel activity
Source: RefSeq, a predicted model, not a curated record